AUGGUGUUCCUCUGGGGUCCGUUGCUGCUCUGCCUAGCUGCUCUGCACAGCCACCCAAGGUUUUAUUCAGCACAUGCCAUUGAGCAAAAGCGUCUCUUCUUAGACAAAGAUGGGGAGCUGAAGGACGUGAAAAGCGCUGGAGUCGCAGAGUCUGCUGCGCUGGGAGCCAUCCCGACCCUGCCGAAUGCAGACCUGGCAGACUUUACCUACGACAGCUUCCAGGAGAUUGACAGACCCACGUUGCCUUUCACCACCACCCCGCCAGGCACGAGGAACGACUGGAACCCAGAAGAUGAAGCCGUAGCUGGGGCUGUGGGCUGUCAUGAACAGCAACCAUCUGGGGAAAUCGCCUCUUCUGAAGAGGAAGGAGAGGCUGAAGAUAAAAGCUGUGAGAUGACUUGGAAGAAGAGCCAGAGGCUAGCAGAUGGCUUGAUGAGGUUCAGCAUCAGUCUCCUGAAAGAGGUCCAGCUGGAGUCCAACAGAAGCAACGUGAUCCUGUCACCCCUCAGCAUCGCCCUCGCCUUGUCUCACCUGGCACUGGGAGCAGCAAAUCAGACGGAGAAGCGUUUGCUGGAGGCGAUGCAUCUGGAGUCGGUGCCCUGCCUCCACCAGACGCUGGGCACCCUUCGCAGAGGGCUCGCAGAAUCCACCCUGAGCCUUGCAUCGCGUCUGUACCUGCAGAAGGGAUUUGAGGUGAAAGAGAAGUUCCUGGAGGAUUCGGAGAAAUUCUACGGAGCAAAGCCCAUGACCCUUUCUGGGAUGAGUGAGGAUGACCUGGUAGCCAUAAACAAGUGGGUAAAGGAAGCAACUAAUGGGCAAAUACCCACCUUCCUACAGCAGCUCCCUGAGAACACAGUGAUGCUCCUGCUCAAUGCAAUCCAUUUCCACGGGUUUUGGAGGAAUAAGUUUGAUGCUAGCUUCACUGGGCCAGAUGUAUUCCACCUUGACAAUGAGUUCAUGGUCCCAGUUGAGAUGAUGAAAGCCCAGAAGUACUCCCUGAGCUGGUUUACGCUGGAGUCCCAGGACAUUCAGGUGGCCAGGUUUCCCUUUAAGAGUAACACGAGUUUUGUGGUCAUUGUACCAAACCAGUACACUUGGAAUACCUCUCACGUGCUGGAGACCUUCCCUUAUCAACAGCUGUGCAGGCUUUUCCCCAAAGAGGUACCCACCACAGUGAAGAUCCCCAAAAUAAAAUUGGACUACCAGCUGGAACUCAACAAGGUUCUCAGUCAAAUGGGCCUCCAGGAGCUGUUCACAAGCCCGAACCUCCAGAAGAUCGCAGAUGAGCCUCUCUUCGUAUCCAGUAUACAGCAUCAAUCUACCCUGGAGCUUAAAGAAGAUGGGAUGGAAGCAUCUGCUGCUACCAGCGUCGCGAUUUCACGGUCGGUCUCUGCCUUCAGCCUUGACCGGCCUUUUGUCUUCCUUAUCUUUGAAGACGAAACAGGCAUCCCACUUUUUAUAGGCAAUGUCCAGAACCCUAACCCCAAUGCCGCUCCCCAGAUAAAAGAGCCACAGGACUCGCGUGAAGCAACAGAUUCCAAUGAGUACCCCAUGCCCAAAUAGGAGAGGAGCAGAGCCUGAGCGUUCUGGGACUGCUACCUGACCCUUUGGACCAGCUAGGAGAGGCCUCCUGUCCUUGGCGGCCUCCCUCUGAGGCCACAGGAGGCAAUCCCUUGCUGUUUUCCUUUACAGAUCCCUAGAGACCAGUCCUGGGAUAGCCCAUCCCAGCCUUGACGAGCUUCUCCAGGCUGGGGUUCCCCUCUGUUGAACCUGAAAAGCUUGCUCUGCCUGGAUUUCCCUUCCAGGGCUCUCAGUCCUGGAAGGGAGACUUCCUUGUCCCCAGACUCCUAAUAAGAGUCUUUAUUAAGCUCUUAUUAGAGUCCCCUAUAGCCUGGAAUCAUCAUUAGCAUCUGGCAGCUUGGACAACAGCCAGAGAUAUU
Molecule: messenger RNA, 1940 nt
Organism: Nipponia nippon (crested ibis)
Lineage: Eukaryota; Metazoa; Chordata; Aves; Pelecaniformes; Threskiornithidae
Gene: SERPINF2
Product: serpin family F member 2
Biological process (GO): negative regulation of endopeptidase activity; negative regulation of fibrinolysis
Molecular function (GO): serine-type endopeptidase inhibitor activity
Source: RefSeq, a predicted model, not a curated record